GCAGCUGCAAGGAUGCGGAGAACUGCUGCUGGUCUGCUCCCAGCGUUAGGGGCCGGUUGCAGCCUUUCCCCAGGCCCGCUGGACUCCUGCCCUUGCCAGCCGGGAGGCGGGGCUGCCCAGCUCACCUGGCCAACUGGGGCGGGGCUGCCCGCGACCUAGGUGGAGGAGGCUGCGGCUUUAUCCCGUGUGCGGGAGACAAGCUCGUCUUGGGACUCAGCAGGAGCUCCCACCCCUCCACACCCCCCUCGCCAGCACCGGGGCCCUCCCUCCGCUCCUUUGCUGUCUCCUUCCCUCCCCUCUCCUCCCCUCACUUGCUCCCUCCCUCCCUCCCUCCCUUGGAGCCCAAUUGCUCAAGCCGCUUCCUUCCCCAGCGCCAGUUCCUCUCCUAGUGGGGCCCGGGAAGGGCCUCCAAAGCUAGAAACGCGGACCGCGGCGGUGGAGCUGCAGGACCAUGGCCGAGCCCAGAGUGGCAGUGAUCUCUGCGACCAAGGCCUCUCCGGCACCGAGCGCUCAAAGUCUGCGGAGCGUCCCGCAGCCCCGCCCCUUAAGUGUGGACUACCGCAGCCUGGCCAGGUACUCGGGCAGCGCCGCCGCCUCCAGGGAGCUCCCCUUCCACGGCUCGCUGAAGUACUCCGGAGCCGGCUCGGGACGCCGGCGGGGAGCUCUGCGGGAGCUGCUGGGGCUGCAGGGGGGAACUCCCACCGGGUGGCAGUCAGAGGAGCGCGCGGAGGAGCGGUCCCCGGGUGGGCCGAAUGCAGCGGGCAGCAGCAGGCUGUGCCUAGAGCCCCGGGAACACGCGUGGAUACUGGCUGCCGCUGAAGGCCGCUUUGAGGUGCUGCGGGAGCUCCUGGAAGCCGAUCCUGGACUGCUCCUCCGGGGUGACCCGAUCACCGGCUACUCGGUGCUGCACUGGCUGGCCAAGCACGGGCGCCACGAGGAGCUCAUCCUGGUGCACGACUUCGCCCAGAGCCGGGGGAUGCGCCUGGACGUGAGCGCCCCAGGGAGUGGCGGCCUCACGCCCCUUCACCUGGCGGCCCUUCAGGGCCACCACAUGGUCAUCAAAGUGCUGGUGGGCGCCUUGGGGGCUGAUCCCACACGCCGUGACCACAGUGGCCACCGGGCCUGUCAUUACCUGGGACCCGACGCGCCCUGGACCCUAAGGGAGCUAUCGGGGGCCGAGCAAUGGGAGAUAGACCAAGGCAGUGAGAGAAACAACGCCAACAACAACAGUAGCGGCGCCACUGCCUCCUGGACGCCGCGAAGGACUGUGAACGCAGUGGGCGCGACCGCUGUGGAGACAACGGCGAGAGAAACGGCGUUACACGGCAAGGAGAAGGACUCCACGGGCAAUCGAGUGGCGCAAAUUCAAGGCUUUUUUCGCCAGAUGUUCCCCUUCUUCCAGGACCGUUGAGGACAACUUAGACCUGAGCGCAGGUCUGCGACACCAUGACAAGGCCUCGGUCUGGGGCUGUCCAAGGUUCCACUGAGGGGGUGGUGCCUCAGAUGCAGCCAACUGUGCUGGGUCUGCAAAGAGCGGACUAUCUCGGGUCUGUCUCAGGUCUUCUGCAGCCAAAGACCGGGACACCCGGGGACCAGCCCCCGACCCAACUGAGACAGAGCGAAGACAAACCUGUCCUGGCACCCCAAUCCCCAGAAGAGUUGGAGUUAGGGGCAGGAGCUUGGUCCUGCUUGGUAGAAGGAAAGUUAGGCUUCCAGUAGCCGUUUACCUGGCAGAAGUACUGGCUUCUUAGGAAACAUUUGCUAGAAAAAAUGAGUUAAAACUGUAAACCAUUGAUGGAAAGGAAGCGCCUAACUGCAGGCUUGACUUAGCCGUUAAUGGGUCAUUUAGUGCCGCCAGAGGCAGCGACCCUGGUUCCCUGUUCCUGAGACAACUGGGCCUCACUGGUACCUUUUCAAAUGUAUCACUGAUGACUUCUUAAGCACAUUAAAAUGCGAUUUGUUUUCUUUUCACAUGACAAAGCUGUCCUUUAAGCUAUUUUUUUUAUUAACCUCCAAGGGGGAAGUUUCCUACAUUUGCAGGGAAGAAGUCCCCCACCCAUGGCCAGGAGCUAGUGAUCCAGGGCAGGCCGUGGACAUCAUUCUCAGAGCAAAUGGCAGAGCUACUUACAUCUUGAAGCUCAGACCCGCAGUUUGUCUAUUGGGCCCUUAAGCGUCUAGGUCUGAUCCAGUUCUCCUAGAAGAGCUGUUCGUAGGGGGGAAGAAGGGUGGUAAAAGGGGAAAGCCUCCAAAGGCACAGUUCUGAUAUUUUGUGGCGAGUCAUGUCAUUUACCCAGACUCCUGCCCUGAGACACCAGGGCAGGAGUCUCCCAAUGAGACACCCCCACUGGCAUUUUUGUUCUGAGAUAGGGCUUUAAUUGUCAGCAUUUGUUUGUGUUUUUUUAAUUACACUUAAUAUGUAGGUUGUAGUUUGGAAAAUUGUUCCCAUUUAGAAGCAGUAUGAAUGCAGAAGAAUAAAGGGCGGCUGACUCCAACUGAAAGGUGGGGAAAGCAGUUGGAGGUUAGAACUCCGGGCUGCCUUAGAGAACGGUGUAUUUUUAAAAUAGUGCUGUAUCCCUGGAGGCCUGGGCAGCCCUUGCAAUGGAGUCUUGUGUCUGCCGCCCUCCCAUCUCAGUCCGUGAGCACCAGGGAGCAAUCAAGUCAUCACAGAGUACAGAAACACCACUUUGAGCCCAUCCGUCCA
Molecule: messenger RNA, 2701 nt
Organism: Artibeus jamaicensis (Jamaican fruit-eating bat)
Lineage: Eukaryota; Metazoa; Chordata; Mammalia; Chiroptera; Phyllostomidae
Gene: SOWAHD
Product: sosondowah ankyrin repeat domain family member D
Exons: 1
Coding region: 452-1411 (319 amino acids)
Molecular function (GO): protein binding
Source: RefSeq, a predicted model, not a curated record